Molecule: messenger RNA, 2190 nt
Organism: Protobothrops mucrosquamatus (brown spotted pit viper)
Lineage: Eukaryota; Metazoa; Chordata; Lepidosauria; Squamata; Viperidae
Gene: SV2A
Product: synaptic vesicle glycoprotein 2A
Exons: 12
Coding region: 1-2190 (729 amino acids)
Biological process (GO): chemical synaptic transmission; transmembrane transport
Cellular component (GO): membrane
Molecular function (GO): transmembrane transporter activity
Source: RefSeq, a predicted model, not a curated record
AUGGACGAAGGCUUUAGAGACCGGACCGCCUUCAUCCGCGGCGCAAAGGACAUCGCCAAGGAGGUGAAGAAGCAGGCGUCCAAGAAGGUGGGCAAGGGGGUGGACCGCGUGCAGGACGAGUACACCAAGCGCGCCUACGCUCGCUUUGAGGAAGAGGACGAUGACGACUAUCAGCCCCAAGACGGAUACUACCGUGGGGAGCCCUCGGCCGACGAGGAAGGGGCCUCCAGCGACGCCACGGAAGGCCACGAUGAAGACGACGAGGUCUACGAGGGGGAGUACCAGGGGAUCCCCCGGAAUGAUUCCCUGAAGGGGGGAGACCGGCUGACGGCCAGCCCGGAGGCAGCCAGCGAGUUCAGAGACUUCGAUGACCUGGAAGGAGAGAAGAAGAAGGAGAAGGAGGAGCUGUCUCAGCAGUAUGAGCUGAUUCUGCAAGAGUGCGGACACGGGAAAUUCCAGUGGACGCUCUACUUUGUGCUCGGACUGGCCCUCAUGGCUGACGGAGUGGAGAUUUUUGUGGUCGGCUUUGUCCUCCCCAGUGCCGAGAAGGACAUGUGCCUGUCAGACUCCAAUAAAGGCAUGCUGGGCCUGAUUGUCUACCUGGGAAUGAUGGUGGGUGCCUUCCUGUGGGGCGGCCUGGCAGACCGGCUGGGGCGCAGGCAGUGCCUGCUGAUGUCGCUCUCGGUCAACAGCGUCUUUGCCUUCUUCUCCUCCUUCGUGCAGGGCUACGGCACUUUCCUCUUCUGCCGGCUGCUCUCUGGUGUGGGCAUUGGGGGGUCCAUCCCCAUCGUUUUCUCCUACUACUCGGAGUUCCUGGCCCAGGAGAAGCGUGGCGAGCACCUCAGCUGGCUCUGCAUGUUCUGGAUGAUUGGCGGCAUCUACGCCUCUGCCAUGGCCUGGGCCAUCAUCCCCCAUUACGGGUGGAGCUUCCAAAUGGGAUCCGCCUACCAGUUCCACAGCUGGCGCGUCUUCGUCUUGGUCUGCGCCUUUCCGUCGGUCUUUGCCAUCGGGGCCCUCACCACCAUGCCGGAAAGCCCCCGCUUCUUCCUGGAAAACGGCAAGCAUGACGAGGCCUGGAUGGUUCUGAAGCAGGUCCAUGACACCAACAUGAGGGCAAAAGGCCACCCUGAACGGGUCUUCUCGGUGACCCACAUCAAGACAAUCAAACAGGAGGACGAAUUGGUCGAGAUCCAGUCGGACACAGGGACCUGGUACCGGCGCUGGAUGGUCCGCUUCCUGAAUCUUUCUCAGCAGGUCUGGGCAAACUUCCACCAGUGCUUUGCUCCCGAGUAUCGUCGGGUCACGUUGAUGAUGAUGGCGGUCUGGUUCACCAUGUCCUUCAGCUACUACGGCCUGACCGUCUGGUUCCCAGACAUGAUUAAGCACCUCCAGAAUGUGGAAUAUGCCUCCCGCACAAAAGUGUUUAACAACGAGACGUUCAGACACAUCACCUUCAACUUCACCCUGGAGAACCAGAUCCACCGCCGGGGGGAAUACUUCAAUGACAAGUUUAUUGGCCUCAAGAUGAAGUCGGUCACCUUCAUUGACUCUUUGUUUGAAGAGUGCUACUUUGAGGACGUCACGUCGAGCAAUACUUUCUUCAGGAACUGCACUUUUCUGGCCACCGUCUUCUACAACACAGACCUCUUUGAGUACAAGUUCAUCGACAGCCGGAUCGUCAACAGCACUUUCCUGCACAACAAAGAAGGGUGCCAGCUGGAUUUCAGUGAUGACAACAACGCUUACAUGAUCUACUUUGUCAGCUUCCUGGGCACCCUGGCGGUGCUGCCAGGCAACAUUGUCUCUGCGCUCCUGAUGGACAAGAUCGGGCGUCUUCGCAUGUUGGCCGGCUCAAGCGUCAUGUCUUGCAUCAGCUGCUUCUUUUUGUCCUUCGGCAAAAGCGAGUCAGCCAUGAUUGCCCUCCUUUGCUUGUUUGGCGGGGUCAGCAUUGCCUCCUGGAACGCCCUGGAUGUCCUCACGGUGGAGCUGUACCCUUCGGACAGAAGGACCACCGCGUUUGGCUUCCUCAAUGCUCUCUGCAAGCUGGCGGCGGUUUUGGGCAUCAGCAUCUUCACGUCGUUUGUGGGCAUCACAAAAGCCGUGCCCAUUUUACUGGCAUCAGCGGCCCUGGCUGUGGGCAGCUCUCUGGCCCUGAAGCUGCCGGAGACCAGGGGGCAGGUGCUGCAAUGA